Molecule: messenger RNA, 1656 nt
Organism: Rosa chinensis
Lineage: Eukaryota; Viridiplantae; Streptophyta; Magnoliopsida; Rosales; Rosaceae
Product: RNA polymerase II C-terminal domain phosphatase-like 4
Exons: 2
Coding region: 113-925 (270 amino acids)
Cellular component (GO): nucleus
Molecular function (GO): RNA polymerase II CTD heptapeptide repeat phosphatase activity
Source: RefSeq, a predicted model, not a curated record
UUCUUUCUCUCUUUCUAGCUCUCUCUCUCUGUUCAUCUCAAAAAAAAAAAAAAAAUAGCUCUGUCUCUCUGUCUCUCUUUCCUAAAUCAAUUUCAUUCUCGACUCGCCGGAGAUGGCAACUCUUUCGCCGGAUGUCAAUGGUAAUGUUUCAUUUCCAAAAGCUUCUUCUUUUCAAGUUUCAAAAUGUUGUUCUAACCCUAAUUUUGCCAGAGCACUGAGUUUCAAUUCCAACUCCAGAAAGCUCCACUUGGUUCUUGAUCUGGAUCACACACUCCUCCACACCACUCAACUCUGUAAUCUGACACCUGAAGAAGACUAUCUCAAGAUCGGAACCCAUCCUCAUCGAGAUGUGUUCGUGCUUGAAACUGUGAUCACCAAGCUCAGGCCCUUUGUCUGGAGAUUCUUGGAUGAAGCCAGCAAGAUGUUUGAGCUGUAUAUAUACACAAAGGGUAACCGGUACUAUGCGGGUCUAAUGGCUGCCCUGCUUGAUCCUAGGAAGGAAUAUUUCCCUUCCAGUUCUAGAGUCAUAUCCUGCGAGGAUCACGGAAUCGUGGGGCGAUAUAAGAGUCUGGAUGCUGUGGUUGGCUGCAAUUAUUCUAAUGUUUUGAUUCUUGAUGAUACAGAAGCGGCAUGGACAAAGGAAAGCCGGGACAAUCUAAUCGUUGUCGAGAAGUAUUGUUUCUUUAGGCACAAAAUGGGCGUACCUAAAUGCAAGUCUUAUGCUGAGUUAAAGACUGAUGAGUGUGGAUAUCUUGCAGCACUUCUUGAAGUGCUUAAGGUAAUCAACCGUAUCUUCUGUGAUGAACUAGCCAUAAAUCCUUCUGGUGUAGAUGUGAGGGAUGUGUUACAACUGUUUGGAAACAAUUCGUCAAGAGGAUUAUCCAACAUCUACACAGGGAGCGCCUUAACUAGUGUGUUUAUUUAGAGGAGAACUGCUAGUACUAAUGCUAUUGCUGCUUUUAGAGAAUGACAGCUACUCAAAUAGUUGAUGUUCCUCUGCUGUUGACCGUGCUCACAAGGCUCUUACCUCCUUCACAAAUGGCCAUUCUUGUCAAAUUGCUUAACGAUUACAGGACAAAGAAAAGUAGCCAACAAAAGCUGAAUCCAAUAGUGAGACUCAUCGUUGGUGAAAAGGUUUUGCCUUCAGAAACAAAUUGAUGUCAUCAACUACUCAUACUGCUACUGACUUGAAGCUUCGAAAUUCCUCAGGACGAGUGUUAUGCUACUGCUCUGAUGCUUACCAAAAGCCUCAACAAUUUCAAGGAAAAUAAGAUAACCCCACCCCAGCUGGUCUGAAGGUGAGACUGUUAGUUGGUUCGAUUGUGCAAAGUCCUUUGAUUUCAGUAAUCAAAUCUUUCUGGAGAAAGCAGAAGCAAGACCAAGCCACUGGGUGAUGAUUCAAAUUCUUUUGUUCAACAGCUUCCCUUUGGAGAUAUAUAGUUAUCCUUUAGUUAGACUCCAAUAGUUUAUUUCCAUGUUAACAUACUGUAAAGACAAAUUUUUUUUAGUGCACUUACAUCCCCUGAUGUAAUAUGGGUACAUUAGUUUGCUCGAUAUGUUUUUAGUUGUAAUGCUUUUGUCGUGUGGGAAUACUAAUAUUUGUGGGUUCAAUGUUUGUAGUCCUUUCACUUGUGAAUGAAUUAGCUUUUACUAUUA